Messenger RNA from Labeo rohita (rohu), 3219 nucleotides. Its product is annotated as NACHT, LRR and PYD domains-containing protein 12-like. Gene Ontology annotation, molecular function: protein binding. The record is from RefSeq and is a predicted model, not a curated record. NCBI's taxonomy places the organism in Eukaryota, Metazoa, Chordata, Actinopteri, Cypriniformes, Cyprinidae.
AAACACAUCUCUGUGAAGGUAAUUCUAGACUGGGCUAGUGGAAAAGCCAAUCAGGAUGUAGAUUUCAUCUUUGUGCUUCCAUUUCGAGAACUAAACUUGAUUCGAGAUGAUCAGUACAGUCUUCACAAACUUCUUCUGCAUUUUCAUCCUGACUUUCAAGAUCUGGAUUUAAAGGUUUAUGAGGAGUGUAAACUUAUGUUCAUCAUUGAUGGUCUGGACGAAAGCAGAAUGACGCUGACGUUUUCAGAUAGUGAGAACAUUUCUGAUGUGACUGAGACGUCAUCAGUGGGUGUGUUGAUAUCAAACUUGAUAAAAGGAGAGCUACUUCCCUCUGCUCUAAUCUGGAUCACCUCCAGACCAGCAGCAGCCAAUCAGAUCCCUUCCAAGUACAUUGACCGUGUGACAGAAAUUCAGGGAUUCAGUGAACAUCAGAAGGAGAAAUAUUUUAGGAAGAGUAUCAGUGAUGACCAUCAAGCCAGCAGAAUCAUCUCACACAUCGGAUCAGCAAGAAGCCUCCACAUCAUGUGUCAAAUCCCUGUCUUCUGCUGGAUCUCAGCCACUGUACUUCAAAAGCUCCUGAAAGAUCUGAAAUCUGAAGCAGAAAUCCCUCAAACUCUGACUGAAAUGUACAUCCACUUCCUGCUCAAUCAAAUAAACCUGGGGAACCAGAAGAAUGAAGAGAGAGAACCAGAGAAACUCCUGCAGUUCAAAAGAGAAGUGAUUGUAAAACUCGCUGAACUGGCUUUCAAACAGUUGAUGAAGGGCAAUGUCAUAUUCUAUGAGGAGGACCUGAGAGAGAGCGGCAUAGACGGGACUGACACCUCUGUGUAUUUUGGGAUUUGCACUGAGAUCUUUGAGGAAUCUGUGAUUCAUCAAACAAAGGUCUAUAGUUUCAUACAUCUGAGCUUUCAGGAGUUUCUAGCUGCUUUUUAUGUAGUUCACUCCCAUCUGACGAAAAACAAAGAGCCAUUGCAGUUUUUUCUUGAUGAUAAAAACAAGUUGUGUAGAUAUAAGAGACAAAAGUACAAAGGUAUGAGAAACUCUUUGUGUGAGAUACUAAUAUCAGCAGUUGAUAAAACCCUUCAGACCGAAAAUGGACACCUGGAUCUUUUUCUGCGGUUCCUGCUGGGUGUCUCACAGGGCUCCAAUCUAGCACUUUUAAAUACACUACUGACACCCACAGAGAACAGCUAUGAUACCAUCAAGAGAAUUCCUUACUACAUUACAGAUAAAAUCAAGGGAUAUGGAAAUCUUUCAGCUAACAAAUCCAUGAGUCUCUUCCUCUGUCUGCUGGAAAUGAAUGAUCAGAGUCUGUACAGAGAGAUUCAGGAGUUUGUGAAAUCAGAAAAACAAUCAUGGAAUAAACCCUCUUCUUCUCACUGUUCAGCAAUCGCCUACACACUUCAGAUGUCAGAGGAGGUGCUGGAUGAGUUUGAUCCAAUGAAAUACUAUGCAACAAAUGAAGAUAGAAUAAGACUGAUACCAGCUGUGAUGAACUGCAGAAAUGCUCUACUUGCUGGAUGUGGCCUCACUGAUCAGCAUUGUGAAACUUUGUCUUUAGCGCUGCGAUCAUCAAACUCUCAUCUGAGGAAGCUUGACCUGAGUAACAAUGAUCUGCAGGAUUCAGGAGUGAAUUUGUUGUCUGCUGGACUGAAGAGUUUACAGUGUCAACUGAAUAUACUAAGACUUGUUGGAUGUCGUCUCUCUGAUCAGUGCUGUGGACGUUUGUCUUCAUCUCUUCAGUCAUCAAGAUCACAUCUGAGAGAGCUGGACCUGAGUAACAAUGACCUGCAGGAUUCAGGUGUAAAACUGCUCUCUGUUGGACUGAAGAGUUCUUACUGUCAGCUGAACAUACUGAGAUUCGCCUUAUGUAAUCUCACUGGUCAGUGCUGUGAAAGUUUGGCUUCAGCUCUACAAUCAUCAAACUCUCGUCUGAGGGAGCUGGACCUGAGUAACAAUGACCUUCAGGAUUCAGGAGUGAGUUUGCUCUGUGCCGGACUGAAGAGUUUACACUGUCAACUGAACAUACUAAGAUUGUCUGGCUGUAUGGUGACAGAGGAAGGCUGUUGUUAUCUGUCUUCAGCUCUAAAUUCAAACCCCUCACACUUGAGAGAGUUGGAUCUGAGCUACAAUCACCCAGGAGAAUCAGGAGUCAAACUACUCUCUGAUAUACUGAAUCAUCCAAACUGCACACUGGAAAAACUGAAUGUGGAUCAUGGAGGAGAAUUCAGGAUUACAGCAGGACUACACAAAUAUUUAUGCGAUCUCACAAUGGAUCCAAACACCACAAACCCUAAACUCAUUCUCUCUGAGGAGAACAGAAAGGUGACAUAUGUGGAUGAGGAUCAGCCAUAUCCAGAUCAUCCGGAAAGAUUUGAUAAGCAUCCUCAUGUCCUGUGUAGGGAGUGUCUGUCUGGACGCUGUUAUUGGGAGGCUGAAUGGAGUGGACAGGCUGAUAUAUCAGUGACAUAUAAAGAAAUUGGCAGGAAAGGAAAGGAGGCUGACUCUGUGUUUGGAUUCAAUAAAAACUCUUGGUGUCUGAUCUGCUCUGACGAACCAUUUGGUCUCUGGUAUGAUGAUCAACACAUUGACACAUGUGUCACUUCAGGCUCCUGUAGAAAAGCAGGAGUAUAUGUGGACGUGUCAGCCGGCACUCUGUCCUUCUACAGUGUCUCUGACACACAUGCACUUACACGCAUAUACACAUUCAACACCACAUUCACUGAAACUCUGUAUGUUGGAUUUGGCUUUAUGGUUCAUGAUUUAAACUCCACACUGUCUCUGUGUCGGAGAGAGAAGCCUGCAAACAAUGCCACAGAUGUCACACGUGAAUGAAAUGAAUACGUUCACUUUAUAUACCUUUAACAUAUAUGUAAAUGCACUAAUUUAAACAUGUAGACUCGUUUAUCUUUGCACAAUAAUCUAAUUUAUCUUUCAAACAAUGUUUCUUGAAUAUUUAAACAAAAAAAUUUACACUGAAUGAUGUCCUGCUCCUCAUGUAUUUUACAGGUAUGUUUGCCUCAAAUCUUAAAUCUAAAAUUGUACGGUUGGGUAUCAACAAAGUAGAUUAUUUCUUACAAAAUGACUGUUGUUACAAUUCAGAAAAACAAAAAAGAAAACAAAAAACUAUUUUAAAAACUUGUUCUGUAGUACUUCUUUGGUUGAUUUUUAAUUGUUGUUGUAAUCACUGUGGUACAUCCGUUUAGAGUGCAAUAAAGA